GGGCGGGAAAAGGCGCCCUGAGGCCUCAGGGGAGGCCUGUGCUGCUGUGAAAAUCAAGAAUCUGAUACUGGGGAUGAUUAGAGGAGCCAUCCUGCUCCGUUUCCUGAAAAAUACAGCACGGGAGUCUCUGCAGAAUGGCAACUGCUCAGAAGCAAAGGAAUUCUGUGGGUGCAGUUGUAUUUCCCAAGAAAAUAGCCACGGAGCAGCAAUCCCUGAUGCUGGUGAAGAGGCUCCUGGCAGUGGCAGUGUCCUGCAUCACUUACCUGAGGGGAAUCUUCCCUGAAAGUGCCUAUGGAACCAGAUACAUGGAUGAUGUUUGUGUCAAAAUUCUGCGGGAAGACAAAAACUCUCCUGGCUCUACCCAGCUGGUGAAGUGGAUGUUAGGAUGCUAUGAUGCCUUGCAGAAGAAAUACCUGAGACAGAUUGUCCUGGCAGUUUAUACCCAGACAGAAGAUCCUCAGACAGUCACAGAGUGUUACCACUUCAAGUUCAAGUACACCCACAAUGGGCCACUCCUGGAUUUUGGCAGCAAGGACAGGAAGUCAGAGAGCCCCAUCAGCUGUGCAGACACCAAGAAGGCCAGCAUCCUCCUGAUCCGCAAGAUCUACAUCCUGAUGCAGAACCUCAGCCCCCUGCCCAGCGACGUCUGCCUCACCAUGAAGCUCCUCUACUACGAUGAGGGUACUGCCAGCUCAGCCUCGUUUGAGGAUCCUGUCUUGGGUAAUGAAGUGCAAGACAAGAAUCGUGUGAAUAUUUCAGAAGCUCAAGGAAAGAACUCAGCUCCUGAAGGGGAAGCUGGAGGGAUCCAGACUCCCCCCCGUGUUUCUAACACUCAGGUUGAUCACUUGACUCGUAAAACAUCUGAGCUGAUUGUGUCAGAGAGCAGGACAAGAAGUGGAAAGAUAUUCCAGAGCUGCAUUGUGCACCAGGCUGAGCUCUCCUCCAGCCAGGAGGUGCUGCCCAAGAGGAGGAAGCUCAGCGAGCCCAAGGAGCAGUUCUAGUUGCCCAAAAGAAGCUCAACAAGCCCAAGGAGCAGUUUUAGUUGCCCAAAAGAAGUAGUUCAGCGA
Molecule: messenger RNA, 1067 nt
Organism: Onychostruthus taczanowskii (white-rumped snowfinch)
Lineage: Eukaryota; Metazoa; Chordata; Aves; Passeriformes; Passeridae
Gene: HORMAD1
Product: HORMA domain containing 1
Exons: 14
Coding region: 135-1001 (288 amino acids)
Source: RefSeq, a predicted model, not a curated record